AGCCGUGCAGCCUGGCCGGAGCGGGCGCGCCGGAUGGUUCCCGAGCUCCCAGCCCCGGCUAGCCAUGAACACUGAAGAGCAGUAUUAUGCCUCGACCCAGCUCUACAAGGAUCCGUGUGCGUUUCAGAGAGCCCAAGCCCAGGAUUAUAACCAGACCCCCCCAGCCUGCCUGUACAUGGGCAGACCGCAGCAGGCACCUUACGCUAGCGCUUUAGGGGCGCUGGAACAAGGCAGCCCGCCAGACAUUUCGCCCUACGAGGUCCCCCCCAUCACAGAGGAUCCAGGGGUCUCCCAUCUUCAUCACCAUCACCACCACCCUCAUCACCCCCAGCUUCCUCCCCACCAAGAAGCUAUGCCUUUUGCAGACGGGGCUGACACGGGGGCUAUAGAGGAACCUAGAGUUCAGUUGCCUUUCCCGUGGAUGAAAUCCACCAAAUCUCACGCCUGGAAGGGACAAUGGACCGGUGGCUCCUAUGCGGUAGAGCAGGAAGAGAACAAGAGGACGCGGACCGCCUACACCAGAGCCCAGCUGUUGGAGCUGGAGAAGGAGUUCCUCUUCAACAAGUACAUCUCCCGGCCCCGGCGCGUGGAGCUGGCCGUCAUGCUGAACUUGACCGAGAGACACAUAAAGAUCUGGUUCCAGAACCGGAGGAUGAAGUGGAAGAAGGAGGAGGAUAAAAAGAGGAGCGCGGGGGGCGGCGGCGGAGGCAACAGCAACGACCCAGAGCAAGACUGUGUGGUGUCCUCGGGGGAGCGGCCGGGGAACGAGGAGCUGCAGCCCUGCCACGCGGCCUCCCGAGAGUUGCUCCCCUCCAGCCUCGCUGCCUCCCCGCAACCUCCUGGCGCCGCCCCGCGCAGGCAGCAGGACGCGCGGUGAAGGACCGUAGCCCCCCCUUGGCAGGCGCCGCGCGGAGGGGUAAGAGUGAAAGGAGCGACGCGGGGGCCGGGAUGCGCAGCCUCUUGUGUCCCGUGGCUCCUCGCCAGGCGCCCCAGGGA
Messenger RNA from Pelodiscus sinensis (Chinese soft-shelled turtle), 996 nucleotides. RefSeq names its product pancreatic and duodenal homeobox 1 (gene PDX1). Gene Ontology annotation, molecular function: DNA-binding transcription factor activity, RNA polymerase II-specific; RNA polymerase II cis-regulatory region sequence-specific DNA binding. Gene Ontology annotation, biological process: regulation of transcription by RNA polymerase II; type B pancreatic cell differentiation. Gene Ontology annotation, cellular component: nucleus. NCBI's taxonomy places the organism in Eukaryota, Metazoa, Chordata, Testudines, Trionychidae. The record is from RefSeq and is a predicted model, not a curated record.